AGCUAGCCGGCGAUCAAAUCGAAACCCCAUUUCCACUCUAAUGAAAUCUUAGUCGCCUCAUCUGCUCCCGAGAGAGCGCCAAAGCUACUGCUUCUGCCGUAUUCUUCGCCGCCGAUUCCCGCGCCGUUUUCAUGGCCGUUAAAUCGGUCCCGAAUUCGUUUACUCUUCCGUUGAUUUCUUUCUUGCUGCUGCUCUUGACUCGCUCUGACUCGGCGCCUCAACCCUUCAGGAGAGACCCAGGCCAUCCGCAAUGGCACCAUGGCGCCUUCCACGAUGUCAGAGAGAGCGUCCGAUCCGACGUCCGCCGCAUGCUUCACACUCGCGCCGAGGUUCCGUUUCAGGUCCCACUGGAGGUGAACGUCGUUCUCGUCGGUUUCAAUGGCGACGGAGGAUACCGGUACAGCUUGGACGUGCAGAAACUGGAAGAGUUUUUGAAACUCAGCUUUCCGACUCAUAGACCUUCCUGCUUAGAGACCGGAGAGCUUCUCGAUAUCGAGCAUCACCUCAUCUACAAUGUCUUCCCUGCUGGGCAGCCGGAGAUGAUUGCUCUGGAGAAGGCAUUGAAAGAGGCCAUGGUUCCUGCAGGAACUGCUCGAGAGACUGAUUUUGGAAGAGAGGUCCCGUUGUUUGAAGUGGAGGCGACUGCUGUGGAGCCUAUAUUUCACAAAUUCUAUUCCUACAUUUUUGACACUGAUACCAUGGGGUUCGCACAACAUACAGAGCCUGAUAGGCCCAAUCCUGCUUCUAUCUUUGUCGUUAACUUUGACAAGGUCAGAAUGGAUCCUAGGAACAAGGAGGUUGAUCUUGAUAAAUUGAUGUUUAACACAAUUGAUCAGCUGUCUGAAGAAGAUAUGAAGAAACAAGAGGGUGAUUACAUUUAUAGGUAUCGGUAUAAUGGAGGGGGUGCAACACAAGUUUGGUUGAGCUCAGACAGGUUUGUAGUGAUUGACUUGUCAGCUGGUCCUUGUACAUAUGGCAAGAUUGAAACAGAAGAGGGAAGCGUCAGUACUAGAACAAUGCCUCGGAUUAGGAAUGUGGUACUUUCAAAAGGAUCAGCUGUAGGCACCAUCAGUGAUCAUUCUAGUCAUGAGAUUUUUGUUGGGCAUCUUUCUUCUCUGAUAUCAACCACAGUUGAGCAUGUUGUAGCUCCAGACGUCAGGUUUGAGUCUGCUGAUCUGACAACAAGGUUGCUUAUACCAAUCAUUGUACUUCAGAACCAUAAUAGAUACAAUAUCAUGCAAGCUGGCCAUAACUACAGCAUAGACACAACUGAGAUUGAGUCAGAGGUAAGUCAAUUUUGUUUGGAGGCGUUUUUCUUUCUUAUGUUGAAUUGGCUGAGGAAGAUGGUUCACAAUGAGCAAGAGGUUGUAGUUAUUGGUGGUUCACAUGCAUUACAUCGACACGAAAAGUUGGCCAUUGCUGUUUCCAAAGCAAUGCGUGGUCAUUCACUACAGGAGACUAGAAAGGAUGGACGCUUCCAUGUUCACACCAAGACAUAUCUGGAUGGUGCUAUGCUCAAAGAAGAGAUGGAGCGGUCUGCUGAUGUGCUUGCCGCUGGUUUACUCGAGGUGGCUGACCCCUCCCUGUCUAGUAUAUAUUUCCUCAAACAGCACUGGGAUGACGAAUCUGAUGGCUCUACUGAUUCCAUUCUUAAACAUAAACCUCUAUGGGCUGGUUACGAAUUUAACCGUGGCAAGAGAAAGGAGAAGAAGCAAGGAGAUAUCUAUCGAACUUACGGGACGAGAGUUGUUCCUGUGUAAUUAAACUUUUGUGCCUGCUUCGUGCUAUCGUUGGCUGAUGUGGAUCCUCAACUUAUGAUGGAGGAAGAGAGCCUCGUUUGGACUAGCAACGAUGUUGUCAUUGUGCUUCAACAUCAAGCCGAUGCAGUACCUCUAAGCUAUGUUUCAGAGAUUGAUAGAAGGACAGCCCUUCCAUCUCUGUCGCAGCGUCACAUAAUGGCUGGCCUCGCAUCCGCCGUGGGUGGGUUGAGUGCCCCAUAUGAGAAGGCGUCCCACGUGCAUGAGAGGCCAGUUGUCAAUUGGCUGCUUGCAGCUGGAUGUCACCCAUUUGGCCCGUUUUCCAACAGUUCUCGCACCAGUAAACUGCUACAAGAUGUUGCAUUGGGGAAGGAAGGGAAAAGGGUGUGUUUGGAAAUGGUUUUUCUUUAGUGAUGCUGCUUUGAAUAUAGAGUAUCAGGACCAUCAUUUGAGAGGAACACGAUCUAUGCUCGGGUGGAUGCUGCACUUCAUAAGAUCCGUGAUACAUCAGAGAUUGUCCAGGUCUUUGCAUCGGAGCACCUGAAAACCCCGCUGGGGGAGCCUGUGAGAGCCAAGAAGAACAAAACAACUACCGAACUAUGGUUGGAGAAGUUCUACAAGAAAACAACCAACCUGCCUGAACCCUUCCCACAUGAACUGGUUGAACGACUUGAGAAGUACCUCGACAAUCUCGAGGAGCAGCUUGUCGACCUGUCAUCUUUGCUGUACGAUCACCGACUGCAGGAUGCACACUUGAACAGCUCGGAAAUUCUCCAGAGCUCGAUCUUCACGCAACAGUACGUGGAGCAUGUGUUGUCGAGCGAGAAGGAGAAGAUGAAGUGCUGCAAGAUCGAGUACAAGUAUCCGUAUCACUCGUCGCAAACUUACGUCUAUGGAGGGAUCCUUCUGGCUGGGUUCGUAGUGUACUUUCUUGUCAUUUUCUUCUCCAAUCCAGUCCGGUGAGUUAUACAAUCCACCUCUUUCUUGACCACAGCUACCAGAACCUGCUGGUAGCUUGUGUGCAUUAUUAUCUUGGAGAAAGGAAUUUUGGUCUUGUUUCCGCCUGUUUUACAAGUUGUAACUAACCUUCCAUAUACGAACGAACUCCACUUAGCACAAGGAUGUCGCUUAGAUUUAGUUAUAACUGAAAAACAUUUGUCUUUUCUCAUUACAAUUAGAGCAAAAUGUCGUCAUUUUCCCUUGCAAACAUCAAGGAGUUAUGUGGGAAGACGCUUCAAAAAUCAAAACUUAUAGAGGGGUGGCAAAGGAAUUCGAUUUAGGGAGGAUUGGUAGAUUAAUGGAU
Molecule: messenger RNA, 3060 nt
Organism: Linum tenue
Lineage: Eukaryota; Viridiplantae; Streptophyta; Magnoliopsida; Malpighiales; Linaceae
Source: the annotation of a GenBank genome assembly